AACGCUGACGACAAUGACAUUUGCUAAUAUUUAGGUUAAGAAUGUAUUUUUAGUACUUUUAUAACAAUUUAUUUUAAAAAUAGGGCAAUUAAUACAAUGAAUAACCAUCACAGUGGUGAAACUGAGCAAAUGGCUCCCCCACAAUGUUUGAAAGUGUUUAUUCAAAGAGAUUACAGUGAAGGUACAGUUGUAAAAUUUCAAACCAGAUUUCCUCAAGAAUUGGAGGGCAGGAUAGAACGACCACUGUUUGAACACACAAUUGAUCGUUUGAAUGAGUACUUCCAAGAAGCAGAAAAAGCAACCUGUUCUACUUACUGUGAAGGGUGUCUAGCAUGUCUUACUGCCUAUUUAAUUUAUAUUUGUAAAGAGACUCAUUAUGAAAAGGUGCUGAGAAAAAUAUCAAAAUUCAUCGCAGAACAAAAUGAAAGAGUUUAUCAACCACGAGGUUUAAUAUUGACUGAUCCAAGUAUGAGAGGGUUAAGAGUAAUAGAAAUAAGUUGUCUAGACAGACCUCCAAAUGCAUGACUGACAUUGUCACACUCCACACCGGAGUUCUUCAUGUAAUGACUGUGCAAUUGUAUUUUUAGAAAAUUUUGUACAAAGUUUUAUUUUUCCAUCCAUUUAGUUCAAGUAUUAACUUUUAUAUUUACUCACAGAAAAUGCAUUUAGUGUUUUUCAUCAAUUGUAAAUAAUUGCGAAAAAUAAAUUUAAUUUUUAGCUUUUGUUA
Molecule: messenger RNA, 727 nt
Organism: Agrilus planipennis (emerald ash borer)
Lineage: Eukaryota; Metazoa; Arthropoda; Insecta; Coleoptera; Buprestidae
Product: golgin subfamily A member 7
Exons: 3
Coding region: 97-525 (142 amino acids)
Biological process (GO): protein targeting to membrane; peptidyl-L-cysteine S-palmitoylation
Cellular component (GO): palmitoyltransferase complex
Source: RefSeq, a predicted model, not a curated record